Molecule: messenger RNA, 441 nt
Organism: Prorocentrum cordatum
Lineage: Eukaryota; Dinophyceae; Prorocentrales; Prorocentraceae
Source: the annotation of a GenBank genome assembly
AGGCCGGACGGCGACUCCGCUGGGAGCCAGAAUGGCUCUCUCGACGACGAGUCCAUCGAGCGCGGCGUCGCGGCCGUGGAGAAGAUGGUCACCAGCCCGGACGCAGCCCAGAUGGCUGCUGCACCAGCCGCGACGUUUGUGUGCUUGGCGAUGGCGCUGGAGGAGAAGCCGAAGUUGGGGCCUGGCUCCAUCAGGUGCUACGAGCGGGCCCUGGGCUUCCUGGACAACAGAGGCUGCGGCGAGGCGUCCUGGGAGAGGCUGGUGGUGCUCCAGCAGCUCGGGGCGGUCUGCCUCCGGUCCAGGCGGCUCGAGGAGGCGCUGAGGUGGCUCUCGGAGUGCGCCAGCGGCUGCUCCAAGGCGAGUGGCCACCCCAGGGACGAGCAGCUGUUCGGGGGCAACUUCUCGACGCAGCAGACCCGGCUCGAGUUCACCUCGCAGGUG